Molecule: messenger RNA, 828 nt
Organism: Anthonomus grandis grandis
Lineage: Eukaryota; Metazoa; Arthropoda; Insecta; Coleoptera; Curculionidae
Exons: 2
Coding region: 264-722 (152 amino acids)
Source: RefSeq, a predicted model, not a curated record
UCAUUCUUUAAUUAAAUAUAUUGAUUAAUUUUAUGAGCAGUCAUUUCCGAUAGAUCACAAAAAUAUUUAUAACGGACACACCCCUCAUUCAAUAACAAUUAACAAGGAAGGAAUGUUUAAUAGUAAUUUUUUCGUUGCAAGGAAACGUUAUAUUAUAUUAGAGCUUAGCUCAUUCCAAUCAAGGUGAAUCCAUUUUAUAUAAAAUGAAUUAAUUCUAAAAGUAAAUCAUCAUUCGAUCGGUUUAUUUGAUAUAAGCAACAACUAUGAACUCCUUUGUUGUCAUUUCCAUGGUGGCCUUAUUGGCUUUCACCAAUGCUGGUAUCAUCCAGGGCCCCAGCUCCAAGACCACCCUGGUAGGACCUGAAGGCAGUGUCAUCUCCGCUGUAGCACCGGGAGGUCAGAUUGUGCAUGAAGAGCAUCCGGGAGUUAUCGCCCAUGCCCACCAAAUCCCAGUUGUAGCUCAUCAAGUGUCUGUAGCUCAUCAAGUACCAGUUUUAGCUCAUGAUGUCCCAACAACCGUUGUGGCUCAUGAUACUGGUGUACAUGGACAUGAAAACGCCAUCAUUUCUGGACCAUCUGGAACUGUAGCUCGCGGACAUGGUGUUGUAGUAGUUCCAGUUGUUUCUCAUGCUGAUGUUGAUGAUAAUGGACAUGAAGGACAAUACGUUCAUGACCACAGUGAGACUUUAUAUGAUGAUGGAUCUUAUAGGCCUCACUAUUAAGUUAUGAAGGGAGUGUUUUGGGUGUUCUGGUCUAUGGUCUGAGGCCAUAUUAGGUUUUUUUUGGGAUUUUUUUUGUAUAAAUAAAUAAAACCAUUGUGAUAAAUAA